Molecule: messenger RNA, 3462 nt
Organism: Oreochromis niloticus (Nile tilapia)
Lineage: Eukaryota; Metazoa; Chordata; Actinopteri; Cichliformes; Cichlidae
Gene: tcirg1b
Product: T cell immune regulator 1, ATPase H+ transporting V0 subunit a3b
Exons: 21
Coding region: 215-2698 (827 amino acids)
Biological process (GO): proton transmembrane transport; vacuolar acidification
Cellular component (GO): plasma membrane; vacuolar proton-transporting V-type ATPase, V0 domain; vacuolar proton-transporting V-type ATPase complex
Molecular function (GO): ATPase binding; proton-transporting ATPase activity, rotational mechanism
Source: RefSeq, a predicted model, not a curated record
GGAGCGAGAUUCAAACGGUAACUAUCACGUGCCUCCUGCAGUAACGUGACUCUCACAAACAGGAAGUGCGGAGCCAGAGAACUUCUACCCCAAGUCUCGUAAACGCGUCUGCUUUGUCCAGGUUAGCAGUCCCGGGUCAGUCCGUCCCCCUCGGUACCAGACUGCCUGACAGACACCAGGUCGGACUGCAGCGGAGGUAAAGAGGCAGACAGAUAUGGGCUCCAUAUUUCGCAGCGAGGAGGUGUGCCUGGUGCAGCUCUUUCUUCAGUCCGGCUCGGCCUAUAAUUGUGUCAGCGAGCUGGGAGAGCUGGGCCUGGUUGAGUUCAGAGACUUAAACCCCAAUGUGAACUCCUUUCAGAGGAAAUUUGUCAGCGAGGUCAGACGAUGCGAGGAUCUCGAGAAGACUUUCCACUUCUUGGAGCAGGAGAUAAAUCGCUCCCUAUCGUCACCCUCAAAGGGUCCACUCCCUCCUCCGUGUCCGAUGCCUUCAGCCCCUCAGCCCCGUGAGCUCAUCACCAUAGAGGAGGAGAGCGAGAGGCUCGCCAGAGAGCUCAAGGAGGUGUCCAGGAACAGAGACAGCCUUAGAGCUCAGCUGACGCAGCUCUGUCAGUACCGAGGAGUCCUGACCAGAACUCACUCUCUCACGGCGUCACACGUGGUACCACCUGCAGCGGAGACCCAAGGUCUGUUUGAUAACCGCCAAGAUGUCCGACUCAGUUUUGUGGCAGGAGUGGUCCACCCCUGGAAGGUGCCCUCGUUCGAGCGACUGUUAUGGCGGGCGUGUCGCGGUUACAUUAUCGUGGAUUUUAGAGAAAUGGAGGAUCGACUUGAGCACCCUGACACGGGGGAAAUGGUGCAAUGGACCGUGUUCCUCAUUUCCUUCUGGGGAGAUCAGAUUGGACAGAAAGUCAAGAAGAUCUGCGAUUGCUUCCGCACUGAGACAUUUGCAUACCCCGAGAGCUCUGCCGAGAGAGAGGAGGUUCUCCAGGGACUUCAAGGGAGAAUUGAAGACAUCAAAUCAGUUUUGUCACAGACCGAAAGCUUCUUGCAGCAGCUGCUGAUGAAAGCGGUGGCUGUUCUGCCCCAGUGGAAGGUGCGAGUCCAGAAGUGCAAGGCAAUCCAGUCGGUACUGAAUCUCUGCAGCCCCUCUGUCACUGACAAAUGCCUGAUCGCUGAGGCCUGGUGUCCCACCGCCAAGCUGCCUGAACUGCAGUGUGCGCUGAGAGAGGGAGGGAGGAAAAGCGGCAGUGGGGUUGAUUCUUUCUACAACCGCUUGCCUUGCUCUACACCUCCACCUACUCUGUUUCCCCUCAACUCCUUCACAGCAGGUUUCCAGAACAUUGUAGAUGCCUACGGAGUGGCCGCCUACCGUGAGGUCAAUCCAGCAUUGUUCACCAUAAUUACAUUCCCCUUCCUGUUUGCGGUAAUGUUUGGGGACGUGGGCCACGGUUUACUGAUGACUCUGACUGCUCUCUGGAUGGUCCUCGAGGAAAAAGAUCCCAAACUUAGAAACAACAACAAUGAGAUCUGGAGGAUGAUGUUCGGUGGAAGGUAUUUGAUUCUGCUGAUGGGACUGUUCUCCAUCUACACGGGAGCCAUUUACAACGAGUGCUUCAGCAAAGGGCUCGCCACCUUCAGCUCGGCCUGGCACGUCGGCCCAAUGUUUGAAAAAAACAUAUGGAAUUCAUCGGUGCUGGCAGGGAGCCAGUACUUAUCCAUGGAUCCUGCUGUACCUGGCGUUUUCACAAGCCCCUAUCCAUUUGGCAUUGACCCGGUCUGGGGGAUGGCCAACAACAAACUAACAUUCCUAAACUCUUACAAGAUGAAGAUGUCAGUCAUCAUCGGCAUUAUUCACAUGACUUUUGGAGUCUGCUUGUCAUUCUUCAACUACUGGCACUUUCGCAAGUUCAGCAGUUUGAUUUUUGUGCUGAUCCCAGAGCUUUUCUUCAUGCUGUUUCUGUUUGGCUACCUGGUGUUCAUGGUGGUCUAUAAGUGGGUUGCUUACGCUCCUUCUCAGUCCAAAAGUGCUCCCAGCAUACUGAUCCACUUCAUAGACAUGUUCCUGUUUACGGAAAACCCUGACAACCCUCCACUUUAUCGAGGACAGGCUAUAGUGCAGAAGGUCCUGGUGAUACUGGCUCUGUGUUCUGUGCCAUUCCUCCUCCUUGGGAAGCCCACGUUUGAAUACAUUAUGUUCAAGAGAAGACGACGUCGAGUCCAUCUGGAUGAAGACAGGCGUCCACUGGUGUCUGAUGAAGGCUCCAUCAAUGUUCAUCAGGGGGAAGUAGAAGGAAGGCCGCUAGUAGAAGAGGAGUUUGAUGUCGCAGAUGUGUUCAUGCAUCAGGCCAUCCACACCAUCGAGUACUGCUUGGGCUGCAUCUCCAACACAGCCUCCUACCUCCGACUCUGGGCUCUCAGCCUGGCACACGCACAGCUGUCAGAGGUGCUGUGGGAGAUGGUCAUGCGUAAGGGGCUGACGUGGCAGGGUUACGUGGGAGCUGUAGUCCUCUUUGUGAUUUUCGCCUUCUUCGCUGUGCUGACAGUCUGCAUCCUUCUGGUCAUGGAGGGGCUCUCAGCUUUCUUGCAUGCGCUCCGUCUGCACUGGGUGGAGUUUCAGAACAAGUUCUACAGUGGAGAUGGUUACAAACUCAGCCCUUUCUCCUUCGCAUCUAUAAUAAAUGCCUCAAACCCUAUAUGAUCAGCCAGCGGUUUAUUCAGGGUUACCAGCAAAGUUAAUUUAUGUGUCUAUGAAUCAGAACGACCCUGUCUUAACAACGGUACUCGACCUUUGGUUCCCUUUCGCUAUGAAAUGGUUUAAUUAACUUGCACAAUGAUCAAUGAAUGAUGAAUGCUGUACUGUUAUUUUUGCACCGGUAGAAUGACUCCCUAUACGUUAAUUUACCACUAUACCAUAUCAUAUAUAAAACACAUAUUUUGUAUCCCCAUGCUAUUUUUUUUCAAAGAUAAUGUACUGCUUUCUAAUUACUCUAUCAUUAGCAUGAGAAAUAGUUGGUAAUCAUGUGCUUUUCACUCUCUCAACAUUUAUAAUAAGCAUCAAUUUUGAAAAGGGAAAGUACACUAGUGAAUGGAUUUGUUCUUCAGUUUAAGGGAAAGUUUAAGUUUUGACCUGAAGUAUUAAAGUGCAAGUUCUUUAGAAUUCUUCAGAUAAUGAUUUGGAUGAUUUUUAUGAGCCAAAGAUGUUGUUCCCACAUUGUCAUGUCUUCCAGCAACACCACAGCAUAAGUAUUUAUUGAUAGCUGCAUUUUUCUUGGGUGCCUUACUAGGACUGUUUGUUUAUGCAUUGUGUUAUGGACAGAUGGUAUCUUCUAUUGUUAAACCACCACUUUGUACAAAACACUGCAAUGGAAUAAAUUUUUCCCCUCCCUGUUUACACUGUAAAAUUGAACAGUUUUCAGCAGAUAAUAAAUUAAAUGUUGAGUUUUAUUAAAUGAAGCACUUGAA